UUUCUGCUGAAUACAUCCCUACACUGACGGGAUAGCACAUUAAACACGAUGGCGGAUAACCACUACAACGUGACCGGCUAUCCCCUCCACCAUGACAACGACACAGAAAUGUUUGGCUACGUUCCGUACUCUGAGAGACCAGAGACCUACAUUGUGCCCGUCGUCUUCGCCGUCAUCUUCCUGGUGGGAGUCUUGGGCAACGGCACCCUUGUCUUCAUCUUCGCUCGCCACCGCACCAUGAGGAACGUCCCCAACACCUACAUCUUCAGCCUAGCCUUGGGUGAUCUUCUAGUAAUCAUCAGCUGUGUUCCCUUCACCUCCAUCCUGUACACCAUAGAGUCUUGGCCGUGGGGAGAACUGAUAUGCAAGCUAUCAGAAGCCACCAAGGACAUCUCAAUUGGAGUUUCAGUGUUUACGUUGACAGCUCUCAGUGCAGAGAGGUAUUGUGCUAUAGUGAACCCAAUCAGGAGUCAUAUAUCCUCGAAGCCAUUAACUAUUGUGACGGCGGUGUUGAUAUGGAUUAUGUCAAUGAUCUUAGCACUUCCAGCUGCUAUAUUCUCAAACGUACAGACAGCAGAUGUUCAAGAUAAUCACACUAUAGAGUACUGCUCUCCGUUUCCCAAAGAAUACGGGAGCACCUACGAAAAAGGUGUUGUACUUUUUAAGUUUUUAGCGUACUACGCUAUCCCGCUGUUUGUCAUUGCAGGAUUUUACAUAUUGAUGGCUCGCCAUCUAAUGUUGAGCACGAGAACCCUUCCUGGUGAACACAAUCCGAGCAAAUCAGCCAUGAACCAAAUACAAGCUAGGAAGAAAGUGGCGAAGAUGGUGUUGGCUUUCGUAAUGAUCUUCAUUUUCUGCUUCCUUCCCUACCACAUGUUCAUGUUGUGGUUCCACUUCUACCCGUCAUCACAUGAUGACUACGAUGACUUCUGGCACGCGUUUCGCAUCGUCGGGUUCUGCCUCAGUUACAUAAACUCCUGCAUCAAUCCCAUCGCCUUGUACUUUGUCAGCAAAGCUUUCCGCAAACAUUUCAACCAGUAUUUGUUCUGCUGUGUUCGCGCUACUAACGAGAUCGGCGACAACACCAUCAACAACCUCAACAGCUCUAUAUCGUUUCGCAGACACAACUCUGUGAUGACAAGUCAUUACUCUAUCAGUCACAGUGACAAGUCCUGACGGUUCGUGUGGUGCGUGGACAAGUUCGAAGGUAACUGACACCCACCGCCUCACAGUAUACGUGUAGUAUACAACAUUUCCUAGACCAGGGUUUGUAUUUAGGUGUAACAUGUGAAUUUUUAGUGGAACUUGACUGCCAAAAACCUAUUACCAUGUAAACUACAACUGUAUAAAAGUUAUAAAAACACCUUAUCCGGGUUUGUGAAUAAAAACAAACAUUGCUCACGAUGUUUUCAAGAUAAAUGAGUUUGAAGAACAAAACCUUUCAAAAAUACAAAUUUUCCAUUUGAGAUAUAUAAAAAAAAUAAAUGAAUUCCAUUGAGCUGUUAAAAAUAUGUCAACACAGCAGUUUUACACCCAUCUUGUGUGUGUAUAUUAUGUAUUGGAAUUAGUAGUAGAUUUCACGAUUACGUAAAUGUACCAUCAAAUACCAGAAUCUUCUAAUAUUUUUGUAUAAAAUUAUAGACAAAUAGUUUGAAACCUUGUGGUGGAACAAUCAUACGCAAUGAACUAAUUUGUCUUUGCUUAAAUGGUGUAAAAGUCUUCAAAAAUAUAGUUUGGCCGCUUCAUUUUUUUUUAGUAGAUAUACCAUCAAGAUUGCUUUUGUGAUAGGUUAAUAAUUGUAAUGGGCCAAAACAUUUAAAACUUUUUGUUUAUACACAGCUGUAUGGUUAACGAAUGUUUUUAAAGACAGUUUUACUAGUUGUGUCAUACGUUGUAGUGAGAAAAGAAAAUGGGUUUCGGAUUCAUCUAAUGACGUAUUUCUAUUUAUAUAUCAAAUAAAUACGACACCCAAACAAUUAACCAUUUGAUUACACUUAUUCAGUUCAUUAGUGUUCCUUUCAAUGUAGGCCUACUUAAAAAUAAGACAGUAAAUGGUUUUCUAACGAUUAUAAUAUUUGAUUACAUGUAAAGUUUAGUGGGACAUGUACGCUUUUUAGAAUAAUACUUUAACACAAUUACUCGAACUAAUACAACAACUGUUAGGUGAUUUUAAGAUCUCAAACGAAUGUUUAUCUCAUUUUACAUGCAAUCUGUCCGAUAUUUCGUAGCAUUUCAUUCUUUUUUUUUGUAAAACCAACUUUAGAGAUAUUUUCUAUCAUAUGUUUGGCUUAAAUAAAACUUUUAAAAUUAUUAUACUAUAAAAAUAGGAAUCAAGCGGUUAUUACAAUCAUUUGUAGUUAGCUUUUUCAUAAAAAAAUUCCAAACUUUGGUAGCAAAAACAGUUCUUUAGUCACAUAAAUUGAAUGGUCAAUAACAUUGCAAAUGAUUUUAUAGAAUUAUGCACGAACAAUCAUAAUUAAUUCAACUAAAUAUUGGAACUAUAGUUGUGUGUGAAAUACUUUCUGAUCAACCUUUAUCACCUGUUAUAUUACCUUGCACCCAGUCAUAUGUUAUGAUCUGAAGGAUGUGUAAAUGUUAUUUUAGUAUAUUUUACUGUUAAUUAUUACCAAUGAAAUACAUUAUGUGAUUGUUAUU
Macrosteles quadrilineatus (aster leafhopper) is the source of this 2655-nucleotide messenger RNA. RefSeq names its product neuropeptide CCHamide-1 receptor-like. Gene Ontology annotation, molecular function: G protein-coupled peptide receptor activity. The transcript is spliced from 2 exons. Gene Ontology annotation, cellular component: membrane. NCBI's taxonomy places the organism in Eukaryota, Metazoa, Arthropoda, Insecta, Hemiptera, Cicadellidae. The record is from RefSeq and is a predicted model, not a curated record. Bases 49 to 1176 code for a protein of 375 amino acids. Gene Ontology annotation, biological process: G protein-coupled receptor signaling pathway.